Saprolegnia diclina VS20 is the source of this 805-nucleotide messenger RNA. Its product is annotated as septum-promoting GTP-binding protein 1. Lineage: Eukaryota; Oomycota; Saprolegniomycetes; Saprolegniales; Saprolegniaceae. The record is from RefSeq and is a predicted model, not a curated record. The coding region runs from base 35 to 685 and encodes 216 amino acids. Gene Ontology annotation, molecular function: GTPase activity; GTP binding. The transcript has 3 exons.
GCAAGAUCGCAGCGAGAGAGCGAAAGGCCAAGCCAUGUCGACAGACGCGGACGAAGAGCGCUACGAGGGCGAGGACGCCAAGAUGGGCCUCAACAUGGCGGUGCCCACCGGCCGGAACAACGUGGUCGUCAAGGUCGGCAUGGUCGGCGACGCGCAGGUCGGCAAAACGUCGCUCAUGGUCAAGUACGUCGAGGGCAAGUUUGACGAAGACUACAUCCACACGCUCGGCGUCAACUUCAUGGAGAAGACUAUCACGCUCCGCAACACGGAAAUCACGUUUAGCAUCUGGGACCUCGGCGGCCACCGCGAGUUCAUUAGCAUGCUGCCCCUUGUCUGCAACGACGCGGUCGCCGUCCUCUUCAUGUUUGACCUCUCGCGCAAGGCGACGCUCACGAGCGUGAAAGAGUGGUACCGCCAAGUGCGCGCCAUCAACAAGAAUGCAUUCCCGUUCCUCGUUGGCACCAAGUACGACCACAUGACGAGCUUCUCACCCGAAGAGCAAGACGACAUCACCAAACAAGCGCGCAAGUUUGCAAAGGCCAUGAAGGCGCCGCUGAUCUUCACCUCGGCGUCGCACUCGGUGAACGUGCAGAAGGUGUUCAAGAUCGUGCUCAGCAAGGUCUUUGACCUCAAAUGCACCAUCCCGCUCAUUCAGAACGUCGGCGACCCCAUCUUGGAGUACUAGCCAUUUAACAUCCGAAUCUACUAAUGCUAGCGACAGCGAGGUUGUGUUUGGCGAAAGCGUCGAAGGUUGAAAGAUUGAAAGAUUGAAAAUGAAAAAUAUACACGACCGACUUAACCGCGG